Molecule: messenger RNA, 1520 nt
Organism: Nothoprocta perdicaria
Lineage: Eukaryota; Metazoa; Chordata; Aves; Tinamiformes; Tinamidae
Gene: EXOC4
Product: exocyst complex component 4
Exons: 10
Biological process (GO): Golgi to plasma membrane transport; exocytosis; chemical synaptic transmission
Cellular component (GO): growth cone membrane; exocyst; synapse
Source: RefSeq, a predicted model, not a curated record
AUGGCGGCGGGCGAGGCGGCUGGGCGCUACCGGAGCUCCAUGGGCAGGAGCAAGGACCCCUCGGGGCUGCUCAUCUCUGUGAUCAGGACCCUCUCAACGAGCGACGAUGUUGAGGACCGCGAGACGGAGAAGGGCCGCCUGGAAGAAGCUUACGAGAAGUGCGACCGGGACCUGGACGAGCUCAUCGUGCAGCACUACACCGAGCUCACCACCGCCAUCCGCACCUACCAGAGCAUCACAGAGCGCAUCACCAACUCGCGCAACAAGAUCAAGCAGGUGAAGGAGAAUCUGCUCUCAUGCAAGAUGCUGCUGCACUGCAAGCGGGACGAGCUGCGCAAGCUGUGGAUCGAAGGCAUCGAGCACAAGCACGUCCUGAAUCUGCUGGACGAGAUAGAAAACAUCAAGCAGGUGCCCCAGAAGCUGGAGCAGUGCAUGGCCAGCAAGCACUACCUCAAUGCAACGGACAUGCUGGUGUCAGCAGUGGACUCCUUGGAGGGUCCCCUCCUUCAGGUGGAGGGGCUGAGCGACCUGAGACUGGAGCUGCACAGCAAGAAGAUGAACAUGCACUUGGUCCUCAUAGAUGAGUUGCACCGUCAUCUUUACAUCAAGUCAACUAACCGAGUGGGACAACGCACCAAGGAGAAAGGGAGGAUAAGUUCGCUUGUGAAAGAUGCCUCUUCUGUACCACUCAUGGAUGUCACUAACUUGUCUACACCUCGAAAGUUCCUUGACACCUCCCAGUUUGGUACUCCUGGAAGCUGCAGCAUGCGGGAAACAAGCCUUCUGGAAAUUAAGGAAGAUGCAGAACUGGAUCCAGAGGAGAACAGCACCGCCUUCAUGGGCAUCCUCAUCAAAGGGCUGGCCAAACUGAAAAAAAUCCCCGAAACGGUGAAAGCCAUCCAGGAACGCCUAGAGAAAGAGCUCAAGCAGAUUGUCAAGAGGUCCACGACACAGGUGGCAGACAAUGGUUACCAGAGAGGGGAGAAUCUUUCACAGGAAAAUCAGCCCAGAUUACUUCUGGAGCUGCUCGAGCUUCUCUUUGACAAGUUCAACGCCGUGGCUGCUGCUCACGCCGUCGUCCUCAUGCACCUUCAGCAGACGGUGGCGUCGCCUUCCGGCCAGUGCGACGGUGAUACCAAGCUUUAUGACAUGGUUGACGUGUGGGUGAAGAUACAAGACGUCUUGCAGAUGCUGCUGACAGAAUACCUGGAUAUGAAGAACACGCGCGCGGCCUCGGAGCCGUCCGCCCAGCUCAGCUACGCCAGCUCCGGGAGGGAAUUUGCAGCCUUCUUUGCAAAGAAGAAACCACAGAGGCCUAAGAACUCCCUGUUCAAGUUUGAGUCCUCCUCCCAUGCUAUUAGCAUGAGCGCCUAUUUGCGGGAGCAGAGAAGGGAGCUGUACAGCAGAAGCGGAGAGCUGCAAGGAGGACCAGAUGAUAAUUUAAUUGAAGGUGGCGGAUCCAAGUUCGUUUGCAAACCGGGAGCCAGGAACAUUACGAUCAUCUUUCAUCCUCUGCUCAG